This is a messenger RNA of Cladophialophora psammophila CBS 110553, 1608 nucleotides long. RefSeq lists its product as uncharacterized. Gene Ontology annotation, molecular function: transmembrane transporter activity. Gene Ontology annotation, cellular component: membrane. The transcript is spliced from 2 exons. The record is from RefSeq and is a predicted model, not a curated record. The coding region runs from base 1 to 1608 and encodes 535 amino acids. Gene Ontology annotation, biological process: transmembrane transport. Lineage: Eukaryota; Fungi; Ascomycota; Eurotiomycetes; Chaetothyriales; Herpotrichiellaceae.
AUGGCUUCUCUCGACGACAAAACCGUCCACGAGGCUCACGCCGAAGAUGUCGAGUCGGGUCGCCCGUCCAAGGAGAUCACUGAGCGUAGAGCCAGUGUGAAGCAUGGCGAUCGAGCUCUUGCGAUCGUUGGAGACCAGCGCGUGGAGCUGACUGACGAAGACAACAAACGCAUCCGACGCAAGACCGACAAGGUCAUCCUCGUUAUCCUCGUCUGGGUCUACUUCCUCCAGAUCCUCGACAAGUCUGUCCUCGGAUACGGCGCUCUUUUCGGCCUCACCCAAGAUACCCACCUCACCGGCGACCAAUAUUCCUUUCUUGGAUCCAUUGCCCCCAUCGCACAGCUUGCUUGGCAGCCAUUCUCGUCCUUCCUGAUCGUCCGGGUACCCCAUCGUAUUCUCAUGCCGGCCCUUUGUCUCGGAUGGGGGAUUGCCCAAGCUUCAAUGGCUGCGUGCCAUGAUUAUAGCUCGCUCCUGGCAGCCCGUUUCUUCCUUGGACUGUUUGAAGCCGGCUGUUUACCACUCUUCAGUGUCAUUACCAGCCAGUGGUAUCGUCGAGCAGAGCAGCCAAUCCGAGUCGCAGCUUGGUACGGCACAAAUGGAGUCGCGACAAUUGCUGCUUCAGCAAUCUCCUACGGCCUGGGCCAUAUCCCUUCACAUGUCCUGCAGGAGUGGCAGAUCAUCUUCCUUUUCGUUGGUCUUGUCACCAUUGUCACUGCACCAUUUGUUUGGUAUUUCCUCGACAACGACAUCCCUUCUGCGCGGUUCCUGACGGAGCACGAAAAGGCCCAAGCCAUUGAACGCCUUCGUGCCAACCAAACCGGCACAGGCAACCGCGAGUACAAAUGGGACCACAUUAUCGAACUGGCGCUGGAGCCCAAGACAUAUCUCUGGAUUGGACUUUCUCUCCUGCUCAACGUGGGCGCUGCGGUCACCAACACUUUCGGCCCGCUCAUUCUCCAAGGUGUUGGCUUCGACAAAUACAAGACCUCGCUGCUCAACAUGCCUUUUGGUGCGAUGCAGUUGAUCGUCAUCCUUCUCGCCUCCUACGCUGCUCAAAAGGCCAAGCUCAAGUCUUUCGUCCUCGCAGGUCUCAUGCUGCCGGUCAUUGCCGGUCUAGCAGUUCUCUACGUUCUCCCGCGUACCUCAGGCUCUACUGCAGGCCUCUUGGUGGCCUAUUAUCUGCUCGCGUUCCUUUUCGGCGGCAAUCCACUCAUCGUUUCAUGGAUUGUUGGCAAUACUGGAGGCAGCACGAAGAAAUCCGUCAUCAUGUCCCUCUACAACGCCGGCUCCAGCGCCGGCAACAUCAUUGGCCCGCUGCUUUUCAACAAGAAAGACGCACCUGCCUAUCAUCCCGGCCUGCGGAAGAUUCUGGCAAUCUUCGUGACGAUGUUUGUUGUCAUCUUCAUUCAGUUGGCGAACCUGAUCUUCCUGAACAAGCUGCAGUCGAGGAAACGAGUCAAGAACGGCAAGUCGGCCAAGAUCAAGGACCAUUCGAUGGAGGACAAGUACGUUGCUAUGGACGAGACUGAGAAUGGCCAGCGGCUGGGUGAGAAUGCAUUUUUGGAUCUCACGGAUGGUAAGAACGACGAGUUUACGUAUCUUUAUUGA